Molecule: messenger RNA, 1074 nt
Organism: Aspergillus wentii DTO 134E9
Lineage: Eukaryota; Fungi; Ascomycota; Eurotiomycetes; Eurotiales; Aspergillaceae
Exons: 3
Coding region: 1-1074 (357 amino acids)
Biological process (GO): transmembrane transport
Cellular component (GO): fungal-type vacuole membrane
Molecular function (GO): transmembrane transporter activity
Source: RefSeq, a predicted model, not a curated record
AUGCCAAACAACAGUAUAGGAAAUGUAUCAAGCGCAGUACACCCGGAAGGCGGGCUCCGAGCAUGGUCCGUUGUAUUCGGAGCAUGGUGUGCCAUGAUUCCCUCCAUGGGCUUGCUGAAUAGCCUCGGUGUUCUGCAAGCCUGGAUUAGCACGCACCAGCUGAAGGACUACUCAGAAUCAGAGGUCGGCUGGAUCUUCGGUGCUUAUGGCUUCUUCCUUUUUCUUGGGGGAGCACAGUUUGGUCCUAUUCUCGAUACAUACGGACCGGAAUAUGUCAUCCUUCCCGGAUCGAUUGGGAUGGUCAUCUCCCUCAUCUGCUUCAGCUUCAGCCACGAAUACUAUCAGAUCUUCCUCUCGUUCAGUGUCCUUGGCGGUCUAUCAGCCUGUACCCUCUUCACGCCCACCGUCGCCGUAGUCGGUCAUUGGUUCAAUAUACGUCGUGGAUAUGCAACCGGUCUCGCCUGCACAGCUGGCGGGGUUGGGGGAGUAAUAAUCCCGGUUAUAAUUCUCUUCGCAGCGCCGAGGAUUGGGUUUGAUUGGUCGAUUCGGAUCAUCGCUCUCCUCUGUGUAGUAUUGCUAUCGAUGGCAUGUAUGCUUCUCAAGACAAGACUCCCGCCAAAUAAAACCAGAAGUGCAUCGAUUGAUUUCACGGCUUUGGGGGAUAUCAAGUAUGCAUCCGCUACUGUUGCUGUCUUCCUGACUGAAUUCGCCAUCUUCAUUCCCAUCACAUACAUCGCAUCAUACGCUGUUCACGUCGGCAUGAGCGAGACGAUGUCAUAUGCUAUCAUCGUCUUCCUGAACCUCGGUGCUAUUCCCGGUCGAUUUCUUCCCGGUUUGCUGUCUGAUCGGUUCGGACGGUUCAAUAUCAUGACACUCACGCUUUUUAUGUGUUUUGCUUUGACAUUGGCGAUCUGGUUAACGGCGGACAUGAUCUCACCGGAUAGCCUGGCUGCGAUUAUCUGCUACGCUGUCAUGUUUGGAUUCUGGAGUGGAGCAUCCAUCAGUCUUGCUCCGGUGUGUAUCUCGCACGUCUACGAGACACAAGACUACGGCAAGAGAAUCGGGACUUCAUAG